AUGUCUUUUAGAAAAACAACUUUCUCUUAAUAUUCUACUAAUGUCUUGAAGUUAGAAAAUGAUCAAGAUUAUUCAUCUGCCAAAACUCUUUAGAAAUCCAAUUAUACUAUAACAACAAAUUAUAACUCCCCUUAGGGUAAUCUAGAUAGUCUAGACAACUUGCUAGAUUAACAGUCUUCUAAGAAAUCUCGCUUCUUUUUUAGUCAAAAAAUUGAUAGUGAAGAGAGUACUCGAUAUAUAAAGACAGAAAGUGAUGUAUAAUAAAAGGAAGUAAGGGAAGUAAGACCUUUUCGUUUUAGAAGAAAAGAAGUCUAACCAAAAAUAGAUUUAAAUGAUAAGAAUGAUGUGGAUGACUUUUUUACUGGAGUUGAAAUACCAAGAAUAAGUUAAUAAGCUUAAAAAUAAAAUCCAUAUCAAUUAGUGACCUUCACUGAUUAUGUAGAAAACCUUUAUGGGAAAGAUUGGUUUUAAUAAAGAGAGAGAAAAUUUAAGAGAUAAAUUACAGUUUAAGAUUUCUUUGAUACGCCUUGUUGA
This is a messenger RNA of Paramecium primaurelia, 534 nucleotides long. NCBI's taxonomy places the organism in Eukaryota, Ciliophora, Oligohymenophorea, Peniculida, Parameciidae. The record is from the annotation of a GenBank genome assembly.